Molecule: messenger RNA, 2018 nt
Organism: Macadamia integrifolia
Lineage: Eukaryota; Viridiplantae; Streptophyta; Magnoliopsida; Proteales; Proteaceae
Product: O-fucosyltransferase 16-like
Exons: 10
Coding region: 24-1790 (588 amino acids)
Source: RefSeq, a predicted model, not a curated record
ACAGCUCUCCACGGCCCCAAGGCAUGGCUUUGUCACGGCGGCGCCACCUGUUGCAGCAUCAGUUCCAAUACCUCCGCUGCCUGAUUCCGACAAUCUCAAUCGUUUCCGCCACUCUCCUCAUCCUUCUUGCACUUCUCUCUUUUCUCGCUCCUGCUCCCGUCGAUAAUCUCUCCCUCGGCCGCCGCUACCUCAAUCGCGUAUCUUUCGAUGGUGGCAUUGAGGUUCACGGCUCUGCGAAUGCGAGUGGCGUUUUCCGUGUUCCAAUGGACGGAGGGAAUUUAGGCCAUGAUCUCUGGGGUUCAACGUUGUCAAGAUUCUACUAUGGAUGUAGUAAUGCCAGCAAUAAGUUUGCGACACCGGAUGUUAUCACAGAACCCAAUCGUUAUCUGCUGAUUGCAACCAGUGGAGGCUUAAAUCAACAAAGGACAGGGAUAACAGAUGCUGUUGUUGCCGCCCGCAUCUUGAAUGCUACUCUUGUUGUGCCUAAGCUGGACCAGAAAUCUUUCUGGAAGGAUGCUAGCAAUUUUAGUGAGAUCUUUGAUGUGGAUUGGUUUAUUUCUUCCCUCUCAAACGAUGUUAAAGUCAUAAAACAGCUCCCAAGAAGGCGAGGGAGACUUUGGACUCCAUAUACCAUGCGUGUGCCAAGGAAAUGCACUGCAAGAUGCUAUCAAAAUCGUGUACUGCCUGUCCUAUUGAAAAAACACGCUGUUCAGCUCACCAAGUUCGAUUACAGGCUUGCAAAUAAGUUGGACACGGAUCUACAAAAGCUGAGAUGUAGAGUUAAUUACCAUGCUUUGAAGUUCACUGAUCCUAUAUAUGAAAUGGGCAUGAAAUUGGUCCACAGGAUGAGGAUGAGAAGCAGACAUUUUAUUACCCUUCACUUGAGGUUUGAACCCGAUAUGCUUGCAUUCUCUGGAUGCUAUUAUGGUGGAGGAGAGAAGGAAAGGAAAGAACUGGGGGCUAUCCGUCGGAGGUGGAAAACGUUGCAUAAGAACAACCCAGACAAGGAACGGAGGCAUGGAAGAUGUCCCCUCACUCCAGAGGAGGUUGGACUUAUGCUAAGAGGGCUGGGAUUUGGCAGUGAUGUUCACGUCUAUGUGGCAUCUGGUGAAAUAUACGGGGGGGAAGAAACAUUGGCUCCCCUUAAAGCUAUCUUCCCAAAUUUCCACUCCAAGGAUUCUAUAGCAAGCAAGGAGGAGUUGGCACCAUUCUCCUCAUUUUCUUCUCGCAUGGCUGCACUUGAUUUUAUUGUUUGCGAUGAGAGUGAUGUAUUUGUAACCAACAACAAUGGUAACAUGGCCAAAAUCUUAGCUGGUCGGAGGAGAUAUUUCAGACAUAAACGUACCAUUCGUCCAAAUGCUAGAAAACUGUAUUCUUUGUUUCUGAAUCGGGCUAACAUGACUUGGGAAGCAUUUGCAUCACGUGUACGAACACAUCAGAGAGGCUUCAUUGGAGAGCCAAAGGAGGUAAGGCCAGGGAGGGGUGAAUUUCAUGAGAACCCAUCUUCAUGCAUAUGUGAAGAUUCUGAAGCAAAGGCAAAAUGGGAUCGAAUUUCCCAUAGUCAGACUAAGGUUGACCAGAAAAGUGGGAAGAGUAAUGAAGCAAUCAAAGAUUUUGGUGAAGUCGCUGACAAUCAAUUUGCAGAUGAUGAGCCAGACACAUCUGAUUCAGAUUACGGGGAGAACCAGGAUGGGCCAGGGGAGAGAGGAGAGUCUAUUGGGACAGACUUGGAUGAUGAUCUGUUCCUUAAUUCCGAGGAACCUGAGUUGGAGGAAAUGCUAUCAGAUUGAUGAAGCUGCUUGGUACCAAAACAAAAUUUCUUGUUUCACUUGUACCUAACCGAUUCUUUCAUUGAAUUCUUCGGGUUUUUUUUUUUUCCAGUUCUGCUUAUUGGGAGAAAACCUUUUGACCAGAGCUGGAGUUUGGAGGGUUAUACUUUGUAUAUAUAUAGAGAGAGAGAGAGUCAUGGCAAUAGAGCUGUACAGAAACAUAUUUUAAUGAAACGAUUUAAAUUCAAA